This is a messenger RNA of Xyrauchen texanus (razorback sucker), 1350 nucleotides long. Its product is annotated as nuclear factor 7, ovary-like. The record is from RefSeq and is a predicted model, not a curated record. The transcript is spliced from 6 exons. The coding region runs from base 4 to 1350 and encodes 448 amino acids. NCBI's taxonomy places the organism in Eukaryota, Metazoa, Chordata, Actinopteri, Cypriniformes, Catostomidae. Gene Ontology annotation, molecular function: protein binding; zinc ion binding.
AAAAUGGAUUCACUCUCUGUGGAAGAACUUUCUUGUCCCGUGUGCUUUGAAAUCUACAAGAAUCCUGUUGUUCUGUCGUGUAGUCACAGUGUGUGUAAAGAGUGUCUUCAACAGUUCUGGAAAACCAAGAGAACUCAAGAGUGUCCCGUCUGCAGGAGAAGAUCUUCAAAAGAAGAACCUCCUCGUAAUCUGGCAUUGAAGAACUUAUGUGAGAUGUUUGUGAAGGAGAGAAAUGAGGAGGAGAACUGCAGUUUACACCGAGAGAAACUCAAACUCUUCUGUCUGGACGAUAAACAGCCGGUGUGUUUAGUGUGCAGAGAUUCAGAGAAACACGUCAAUCAUAAAUUCAGACCCAUCAGUGAAGUUCUUCCAUCUUACAAGGAGGAACUCAAUACAGCACUGAAGUCUUUACAAGAGAAACUCAAACACACAGAAAACAUGAAAGGAGAGUUUGAUAAAUCAGUUGGACACAUCAAGACUCAAGCUGAGCACACAGAGCGUCAGAUUAAAGAGCAGUUUAAGAAGCUUCAUGAGUUUCUCCGACAUGAAGAAGAAGCUACAAUCACUGAACUGAGAGAGGAAGAGGAGCAGAAGAGUCAGAUGAUGAAGAAGAAGCUUGAGGAGAUGAACACACACAUCUCAGCUCUUUCACACACAAUCAAAGACAUGGAGGAAAUGAUGAAAGCCAAUGACGAUGUCUCAUUUCUAAAGAACUUUAAUGUGACAAUGGAAAGAGUCCAGAUCUCACAGCCGGAUCCACAGAUGACUUCUGGAGCUUUCAUUCAUGUGCCACAUUACUUCGGCAACCUGACAUUCAGAGUCUGGAAGAAGAUGCGAGACAUUGUCCACAAGACUCCUGUGAUUCUGGAUCCAAACACUGCAAAUCCAAAUCUGAUUCUGUCUGAUGAUCUGACCAGUGUGAGAUACAGCAAGAAGAGAAAAAUAUUACCUGAUAAUCCAGAGAGAAUUAACUGUGAUGAGUGUGUUCUGGGUUCAGAGGGGUUUAACUCAGGAACACACUGCUGGGAUGUGGAGGUUAAACACAAUAAACGCUGGACUGUUGGAGUAACUACAGCAUCAAACAAGAGGAAGGGAUAUGUUUUCUUUAUCACUGAUGUCUGGAGUGUGGGGUACACAUGGUGUCCCUCCACUGUGUUUAAUGUCACACAGAAACUUGAGCGUGUGAGAGUUCAUCUGGAUUAUGACGGAGGAAAAGUGUCAUUCUCUGAUCCUGUAACUAACACACAUCUACACACAUUCACACACACAUUUACACACACACUCUUGCCAUUCUUCUAUAGUUAUGAUGAUGUCACUCCUCUGAGGAUUUUACCAGUGAAAUGUUUGUAA